AUGAAAGACGAGAGUGAAGAGGAAGUCCAGAGCAACAAGCAGUUAGUGUUGCAUAUCCAGCGUCCAGUCACACACCAAGCGCAGCCAGAAGCAUUCUGCUCCCGUUUCAUCAACCCAGCAGACAUCCCUGCAGUCACCGAAGAUGAAGAAAACGACGAUUCUUCUCUCUCUGAAUACGAGUCGCUAGAGAGCACCGAAGAAUGGCAGGACCUCUCACCUCUUACCCCCACCGCACACGUGAGCCACAAAGACACCCGCCUCCUCCACUCACCUUCACUAACUUCGCAGUCCCCCUCUUACCCCUUCCCCGGCACAUGGUCUGCGGCCCUGCAAGACUCCAACCACGCCCUCACCAAAGUCGGCAGCGCAACCGUCUCGUACGCUACGGCCCUCGCAACCUCUGGCGUGGGCAAAGCCACCCUAAGCAUCAGCGCCGCCGCCCUCUCAACGACAAACAAGUACGCCGCCUCCCUCACCAGCUGGGGCCUCGCCAAGUCGGGUUUCGGCCGCAACGAGCUGCCCGCUCCCAUCUGCAAGUGGCUCACGAAGAAGGAAGAGGCGGACAAGAAGAGGAGUAAAGCGCGCAACAAGAGUGAGCCCACGCAGCGCGAGUUUACCGAUGCCAAGGGCAGUGCGGAUAAGAGCGAGGGAAAGGUCGAGGAAGGCGGGGAAGAGGCGGGUUGGGGUGAGCAGGAAAUGAGGGGUGGUGGGCCUUUUGAUGACCGGUUUGCGGUUGAGUAUAGUGAAGAGAGUGAUAGCGAGGACGAGGAAGAGGCGGGAGAAGAUGAUGGUCUGGUCAGGAUGUUUGAAUUUGACGACUGAGAAAGAGAGAGAGAAAAACUAUGGCGUUUGGGUAUAUUGAAUGGAUGACAAGGGCGAUUGUACAGGCAAACACCAAGGCGAUUUAGCCGUACUACCUUUUUUUGCUUUU
Molecule: messenger RNA, 931 nt
Organism: Bipolaris maydis ATCC 48331
Lineage: Eukaryota; Fungi; Ascomycota; Dothideomycetes; Pleosporales; Pleosporaceae
Source: RefSeq, a predicted model, not a curated record